This is a messenger RNA of Carlito syrichta (Philippine tarsier), 261 nucleotides long. RefSeq names its product cytochrome c oxidase subunit 6B1-like. The record is from RefSeq and is a predicted model, not a curated record. The transcript has a single exon. Lineage: Eukaryota; Metazoa; Chordata; Mammalia; Primates; Tarsiidae. Bases 1 to 261 code for a protein of 86 amino acids. Gene Ontology annotation, cellular component: respiratory chain complex IV; mitochondrion; mitochondrial inner membrane.
AUGGCAGAAGACAUCAAGACCAAAAUCAAGAACCACAAGACUGCCCCUUUUGACAGUCGCUUCCCCAACCAGAAACAAACCAGGAACUGCUGGCAGAACUACCUAGACUUCCACCGCUGUGAGAAGGCAAUGACUGCUAAAGGGGGUGAUGUCUCUGUGUGUGAAUGGUACCGGCGUGUGUACAAGUCACUCUGCCCCAUAUCCUGGAUCUCAACCUGGGAUGACCGCCGGCCUGAGGGCACAUUUCCUAGGAAGAUCUGA